GUAUGGAAGGAAAAUAAGUGAUGCACCCAGGUGGGAACUUUGGAAACCACAUGCCCAAUGACAGGGGGCAGCCCAUGACGCAGACUCAGCCGGUUAACAACAUGUGGGACAGCUGGCCCCUAUAGCCAGAUUUUUGGAUUUUCCAAGAGAAACCAGGAAUUUGGAACUUUAUGUGAAUUUUCCCACCUCUUAUAUUAGCAAAAAAUUCAUCUUUUUUUUUUUUUCCAAAAUCACACCAUGGAAACCAAAAGAGGGGGAAAAAAAUGACUAUUUCAGUCCAGUGGGCUCUCUCUUUGCAAUGAGGGUCAAAGGGUAGAGAGGAAACUUGUGUAAUCAGGUAAUUAGGUGGCCCGGAUACAAUGCUGAUUCCAGUGCCAGGUGCAGUAUCUGGCAGGGAGCACAUAUGCCACACUUUUUUUAUUGAAUAAAUAAACUAGCUGGAUAAAUCUCUCUUGGUUCUUAGUCUUUUCAUAUAUAGAAUGGAGAUUAGAGUUGGCCUUCAAGGUUUCAGUUUUUUCCAGCAAUACCUUAAAAGAUAGGAUCAAGUCAAAACUCAUUGUGUUGGCCUCCUUGCAAGACUCACUUCUCCAGCCCUUUUCCUUCCUUCCCAUCCCUCUCCAAGCACCUGAAGUGCCAGUCUCACAUUAAAGUUCAAUGGUUUGAGAAGGUUGAAGGAAUAAAAAGAAACUUUGUACUGUUAUGUUUUAAAACAAGACCAAUUCAGAUCUUCUUAACAGAAUUAAGAAAGAGCUUUCAGAGUCACAGCUGAUGAAGAACCACUGGUAAAUCGAUCAGGAUUUUUCCCUGUCCUCCAACGAAAAGUUGGACUUUGUUUAUUCUGCAGACAUUGGCCACCCACAUCAGACCAGAUGUUGGGGAUAAAAAGUGUGAAGAAACCCAUAUCUUCCCCACCUAGUCAAUGAAGGCAAGCAGUUAUGACAUGUUUUAUAGAACUGCUGCUAAACUGUCAUGUGAAAGAUGAUGACUGGAAUUAUUGUUUUUGUCUCAGGCUUCAAAUUUUCACAUUUUUCUGAAAUAACAGUAAUAGUAACAUCAACCAACCAAAAGCUGUGUGUGUGUGUGUGUAUUGGGGAGGAGUGCUAAGUUUUGUGGGCCAAUGCUUAAUUUAGUAAACUAAAUCAGACCGAAAACAUUUAAACACCUUUGCUAGAGGAAUUCUGUAUAUUUGCCCUAAUCCCUGCCCUAGAAAAGACAACGGUAAUGAGAGACUAACGAUGAAUUAAAAGUGAAUCAGAUCUUUAAAUGCCAAGGUUUAGCCUUUAUUUUGGGGAUAAAUGAGUCACUUCUAGGAGCAAUGGACAGUUAGAUAGAGACAUUUUGGAUCUUGUCUCCAAAACAUAUCAACGGAUUAGAUUUCCUUGGUCUGUCUCAUCCCAAUUCCACCCUACACUGUUAUCACUGUCCCCUCUUUGCUGGGCAAGAAUAAGCUCCCCAGGUGGUUGGCGACUGGGCACACCUGUAGGGACAUCGGGCGCGCUCGGGGCUUCGGGCUGACACCUGGGCCUCAUUUCCACGCCUGCUCGUGGUUUCCAACACGCCGGGCGUCUGCUAGGCGGCAGCUCCCCAUUCAUGCUUUUGACAGCUGCGCGGCCGCCCUCCAGCAGCAAUCAAGUGCCCCUGCGUCCGCCCCUCCACCCCCAGCCAGGGUUCUGGGCGGGAGGGCACGAUGGCGACGACACUCGAUGGUGUCCCAGGGCUGGCCAGACGGCCGGCUCCUCCAUAGGUGGCGGCGUUUCCGACUUCGCACUGGCUCCACUCCGGGGGCUUGACGUGCAAACUUCGCCGGAGCGAGCAGAAAGGGAGGGACCGGCGAGGGGGAGGAGGCGGCGGGAGGCGCCUCCGCUUAAGGGAGCCGGCCGGGAUCUACGGCUCGGACGGACGCGCAGACGGAAGGAAGGAGCGGGGCCGCCGGGCCUGGCCUGGGGAUGCCAGCGACCGCAGGGAGCGGAAAGAAUGUCGGAGCGGGCCGCGGAUGACGUCAGGGGAGAGCCGCGCCGAGCCGCGGCGGCGGCAGGCGGAGCAGCAGCUGCGGCCGCCCGGCAGCAACAGCAACAGCCUCCGCAGUCCCAGCGGCAGCCGCCGCCGCCGCCGCCGCCACGGCGCCUGCGGCCGGAGGACUGCGGCCCCGGCGCCGCCUCCACCUCGGUCGCCGCCGCAAUGGCGACCGUCGGGGAGCGCAGGCCCCUGCCCAGUCCCGAAGCGAUGCUGGGACAGUCGUGGAAUCUGUGGGUCGAGACUUCCAAACUUCCUGGGAAGGACGGGACGGAAUUGGACGAAAGUUUGAAGGAGUUUGGGAAAAACCGCGAAGUCAUGGGUCUCUGUAGGGAAGACAUGCCAAUAUUUGGUCUCUGUCCAGCCCAUGAUGACUUCUACUUGGUGGUGUGUAACGACUGUAAUCAGGUUGUCAAACCGCAGGCAUUUCAAUCACAUUAUGAAAGAAGACAUAGCUCAUCCAGUAAGCCUUCAUUGGCCGUUCCUCCCACUUCAGUAUUUUCCUUCUUCCCUUCCCUGUCCAAAAGCAAAGGAGGCAGUGGAGGUGGAAGCAACCGUUCUUCCAGUGGAGGUGUUCUCAGUACACCCUCAUCAAGUUCCAAGUUGUUGAAAUCACCCAAAGAGAAACUGCCGCUCAGGGGGAACACCAGGCCAAUGCAUCCCAUUCAGCAGAGUAGAGUCCCCCAUGGUAGAAUCAUGACGCCCUCUGUCAAAGUGGAAAAGAUUCAUCCGAAGAUGGAUGGCACACUACUGAAAUCUGCGGUGGGGCCACCCUGUCCUGCUACUGUGAGUUCCUCAGUCAAGCCUGGCCUUAACUGCCCCUCAAUACCAAAGCCAACCUUGCCUUCGCCUGGACAGAUUCUGAAUGGCAAAGGGCUUCCUGCUCCACCUGCUCUGGAAAAGAAAUCUGAAGACAAUUCCAAUAAUAGGAAAUUUUUAAAUAAGAGAUUGUCAGAAAGAGAGUUUGAUGCUGACAUCCACUGUGGGGUUAUUGACCUCGACACCAAGAAACCCUGUACCCGGUCUUUGACAUGCAAGACACAUUCCUUAACCCAGAGGAGGGCUGUCCAGGGUAGAAGAAAACGAUUUGAUGUAUUAUUAGCCGAGCACAAAAACAAAACCAGGGAAAAGGAAUUGAUUCGCCAUCCGGAUUCUCAGCAACCAACACAGCCUCUCAGGGACCCACAUCCCGCCCCUCCUAGAACUUCACAGGAGCCACACCAAAGCUCUCAUGGAGCGAUUCCUUCUGAAUCAAGGCCUUUCGCAGCUAGUAAACUUAAACCUCACACCCCCAGUCUUCCGAGGCCUCCAGGCUGCCCUGCUCAGCAAGGUGGGAGUGCCCCCAUUGACCCUCCUCCAGUCCAUGAAUCUCCACACCCUCCCCUGCCUGCCACUGAGCCAGCUUCUCGGUUAUCCAGUGAGGAGGGCGAAGGCGAUGACAAAGAAGAGUCUGUUGAAAAACUGGACUGUCAUUAUUCAGGUCAUCAUCCUCAGCCAGCAUCUUUUUGCACAUUUGGGAGCCGGCAGAUUGGAAGAGGCUAUUACGUGUUUGACUCCAGGUGGAACCGGCUUCGCUGCGCCCUCAACCUCAUGGUGGAGAAGCAUCUGAACGCGCAGCUGUGGAGGAAAAUCCCACCAGUGCCCAGUACCACAUUGCCCGUCUCCACGCGUGUUCCUCAUCGGACAAAUUCCGUGCCAACAUCCCAGUGCGGGCUCAGCUAUCUUGCGGCAGCCACCGUCUCUACAGCCCCAGUCCUGCUCUCAUCCACCUGCAUCUCCCCAAAUAGCAAAUCGGUACCAGCUCAUGGAACCACACUGAAUGCACAGCCUGCCGCUUCUGGGGCGAUGGAUCCUGUGUGCAGUAUGCAAUCCAGACAAGUGUCCUCUUCAUCCUCGUCCCCUUCCACACCCUCCGGCCUUUCCUCGGUCCCCUCCUCCCCUGUGUCCAGGAAACCUCAGAAGUUGAAAUCCAGCAAGGCUUCAAGGCCCAAGGAGUCUUCUGGUAACAGCACUAACUGUCACAGCACCAGUAGCAGUAACAGUGGUGGCUCAGGAAAGAAACGCAAAAUUAGCUCCCCAUUGUUAGUCCACUCCUCGUCCUCCUCUGCCUCUUCCUGCUCUUCCUCUUCUUCUCAUUCCAUGGAGUCUUUUAGGAAAAACUGUGUUGCUCACUCUGGGCCAUCCUACCCCUCAACGGUAACAUCUUCCCACAGCAUCGGCCUCAACUGUGUGACAAAUAAAGCAAACUCGGUGAGCGUCCGGCACGACCAGUCAGGGAGGGGCCCCCCUAGCGGGAGCUCUGCUGAAUCCAUCAAGAGGAUGAGUGUGAUGGUGAACAGCAGUGAUUCCACUCUUUCUCUUGGCCCGUUCAUUCACCAGUCCAGCGAACUGACCGUCAACUCCCACGGCAGUUUUUCACACUCACACACUCCUCUAGACAAACUCAUAGGAAAGAAAAGAAAGUGCUCACCUGGCUCGAGCAGCGUCAACAGCAGCAGUAGCAAACCCACAAAGGUUGCCAAAUUGCCAGCCAUGAACAACGUCCACAUGAAACACACAGGCACCAUCCCAGGGGCACAAGGACUGAUGAACAAUUCCCUCCUUCAUCAGCCAAAGGCACGUCCCUGACAGCUGAAAAUAGCACGGGGAGGAAUAAUCUGGACACUUUUGACGUCGAGUUAACACCUCCACUGAGCACUCUGGACUCCACGAUGCCUUUGAGUCUGUUUUCCCAACCUCCUGUGGGCCUCAAGGGUAGAAAUCUGCCGGUCUGUUGUUGUAAGGAGGAUUUCCCUGAAGCUAUGUCUGUAGCAGUAAGUACUCCUAAAGGACACUGGAUCAAGUUCAGCCACCGAAUUGCUUUUAUCAGUGUUAAAGUGGUCUGGACUGCUUGCUACCGAUCUGUGAGAAGUUUUUGUUUUCGUUUUAACUUGCAAUAUAUCAUGGAGCCACUCUGUGUGUGAAUUGGCUGGGCAAAAGAAUGUUUUGGCAAGAGCAUUGCUGUAGACUUGUCUCCCCUCCCCCCUUUUCUUUUGUUUUCUGUCUUCUGCAGGUCACUCUCCAGCAGUUAGGCCCCCUAAGUGGAGACCAUUCCAGGGGAGAGACAAAGAGCUGCACCCUGAGCAGCCCUCUGGAGAAUUUAGCUUUAGACUUUUACAGUGUGGACAUUAGCACAAGCCACCAUGACAAAACAGCCUGCCUUUUUGCCCAGCUUUUGGCAAGUAAUUUGGGAUAAAACGCCGUCAGAAGUUUCUAACUUACAAACUGGUUAAGACAUUGAUGCCCAGAGAACAAGUAUAAUCCAUUUUAGAGGCUUUCUUUUCAUGGUACAAAAGCAGUUCUUUUUUAAUAUGAUUUUUUUAAAAAACAAAUGAUGUAAAUGCAAACUAGUUUUGAUAAAAGGAAAGCCAAAAUGAGGGUGGGUGUGUGUGAAAUCACUAUAGAGGAAAAAAAUCUUUUUCCGGGAUGUCCAAAGAGAUGGAAUUUUCUUAUCCUUUAAGUCUUUCAUGUGAAACAGUAUGUCAGAUUGGGUUGGUUGUCAUACCCAGUCUCCUAUUUUCAAAAUCAUUGCCUUUUUAAAGUGAAAUUAUUAGGAUGCAGCAGAAACUGCCAAUGACAAAGUCAUUAAUAUCCGUGGAUGUUUCCAAGGCACUCUGUGCAUUACCCUCAGUCUCCUCUUUGGAUGCUGCCCUGGGGACUUGUGUGUAGCUUCUGCUUGAAGUAAUCCCUGCGUCGUGCGUGUCUGUCUGCACUCCUGUUCAUGCCACUACAGAUGUUUCUUUGGAUGCGUUUGGAAUGAGGAAGCAGGGACCGAAGGAGGGAAGAUGGAGAACGUGUACCUGUACCCACGUAGAGAUUUUGUGUGAUGCAUAUGUAGUAUUUCCCUGACAUGCCCUCCUUUCUGGGGAUGAACACCAGCCAUCUUCCUGAGAGAGUUUUGGAGCCCUGCAGGAUUUUUUUCUAGUACCCCACUUCAAAAGAAAGAGCUUAAUAUGGUAAAAUAUUAUUGCUUGAGAAGGUGACAUUUAAUUUGGGGGCUGAGCUGAGGUUUUUCAGCUGGUGAUACCACCAUCACUUCCCCUGAACAAAAACCAGAGUUGCCAAACACAGGGUAAAGUUUCCAAAGCUCUGACCAUUGCCCAGGCCAGGGCCCAGAGCCAAUCAGUGCAUCCUUUUGUCUCUACAAUUCUGGGAAUUUCAAGUCAACAGCAGGUAGAAUGAGUACUUGGUUACAGCCUAAUAAUGUGAAUUUCUACAGAAUUAUUAGUAGUAGUAUGUAAGAAAAUAAAAACUUUAUGCAGAUACUUAGCUAUAAAUUGAUGUAAGAGACUGAAUUUUUUUAAAAGGGGGGAGCAGUAUCUUUGUUCAGUUAUUAUGCAAUCAAUCAGUAAAUAUUUUAAAAAAAUGAUACUGUAGGAGAGAUUAGGAAGGAGAAAGUAAGGAUGGGCCAGUUGGGUGUCGUUAGGAGAAAUCAGUCUGGUUGUUCCAUCCCAGUGAGAGAGAGGAGUUAAAAGAGGAAUCAUAACGUACCUAAGUGAUUCCUUGGUGACAAGUGCAAUGGGGUAUGGGUAGAAUUUAUUUGUAAAGCCAGAGGGCCUUGAUGGUUAUAAAUUAAGUUGCUUUUAGCAAUGGAAUUCAUAGACAGAUCAUGUUGUUCCAGAAGAUGUGAAUAGGAUCCACAAUAGCAAGUUGAUUCAGAAUAAUGUAGAUACUUAGAUUAGUGAGUGUUGAUCAUUUGAUUUCAUAGACUGAGCUUUUAAUUGAAUUUCAUUAUGUCUCCCGGUAGUACCCAGAGCAUCGGGAUUAGGAAAUUAGCCAUUUUGGAUUCCACCUGCCACAAAACAGACCUAUUCUAAACAGUGCUAUUAAAUUUUAGACUGUUGUUAAAAUAUUUUAUUUUCUCCUACAACUUUUUAUUACGAUGAAUAAUUAAGACCAUUUAAAACACGGGAGUACAAGUAUUUUUUUGAAUUAAAUUAACUCGCAAAAACCAAAUUUGCAGUGGUUGGGUUGUUUCUAAGACAGACUUUGGUAUCAAUUUAAAACCAAGAUAAUUUUUAUAUUCUUUCCAAUGGAAUUUCAUGACAACCCUUACAGUUUUCUUAACCUAAAAUAUAAAAAAUUAAAAAAAAAAUGUGCUGCAAUGAUGAACAAAGAAUUAUACAAAACCUACUUUUGUAUCUUUAUUUUGGAAUUUCUUGUUCUAUUAUAAAUAUGGAAGUAACCCUAUUUCAGAAGACAUAUUUUGUUAAAAACGAAUUGUACAUAUUUAAAUAUGUAUUUUUGCACAGGUCUUUUUUUCUGAUAUCCUGUUUUGGUACAAUUGAGAUCAUCUAGUAUUUAUUUAUUAAUUAAUAAAAGUAAAUACCUUUUUAUAAUUUGAAGUGGUUCACUGCCAAGCCAAUAGUUCUAGCACCUGCCUCCUUUACAGUUGAAGGGAUGCCUCUGUUCUGUGAAAGUUUCUUUGUCCCUUUUAAUGUCUCGGGAGUGGGUUCACCCAGUUGAAGUGGGCAUUGCUUCUCCCUCCUUGCCUGAUCUCCCGAUAGAGUACAAGUGACUAAGUGACACACUGCUUUUGUUUUGUUAGUGUUUUUUGUGUGAGUGCGUGUGUGUGGGCUCUGGUCUCUGUUUAUGCGUGUAUGCCCUGAGUGCAUGUGUGUUGGCAUGUAUUGUGGUUUAAAAGUAGUGGGAAAAACUGAAAGUGCCUGAUACCUAGUUUUAAGCUUAGACAGAUUCUCUUUAAAAAGACUUGAAUGUUCAGUUGAACUUUUGGAGUUUUGCUUUUUCCACCUAAAUAUUGUUUCUUAAAUUUUAGAAGAGGAGUUAUAAACCACCAGUGCUGGUAAUUUUUUAUAAGGUGUUUUAAAAAUUAAGACCUUUUGGUUCACAGUAAUUCAGUGGCGAUGGGUUGCCCCAUGGCACCAAGGGUUAUAAAUCUUUUUGUCAGUCAGCAAUGUACACAAUGUGUCUGUUUUGUUACUCACUCAUGAAAUACAGAGUUUAAAAAUAGAAUAUUUAAAUAUUUUGUAUUCCAAAAAUAUAAUACAAAAAAGUACCUCGGAGAACAUUGAAAUAAAAUGUUUAAUUUGAAAAAUGUAACUUAUAAAGGCAGCUGUCUUCCUGAAAGAGUUCUGUUGCCAAGGAAUUUCUUAAUGUCUCUCAUUCUGUCCUGGGAGGGG
Molecule: messenger RNA, 8192 nt
Organism: Choloepus didactylus (southern two-toed sloth)
Lineage: Eukaryota; Metazoa; Chordata; Mammalia; Pilosa; Megalonychidae
Gene: ATXN7
Product: ataxin 7
Exons: 14
Coding region: 1591-4641 (1016 amino acids)
Source: RefSeq, a predicted model, not a curated record